Molecule: messenger RNA, 1446 nt
Organism: Plasmopara halstedii
Lineage: Eukaryota; Oomycota; Peronosporomycetes; Peronosporales; Peronosporaceae
Exons: 1
Coding region: 1-1446 (481 amino acids)
Source: RefSeq, a predicted model, not a curated record
AUGACAUGGCGAGAUACUACAUCAUUAAGUUAUGUCUGUUGUGCAUGGAGACGUAUAGUAAUUGAAGCAAAACAAUGUUUUCCAGAGUGGCGUACUACAGUCUUAGGUCCCUCAAGUACUACUCGUGAAAGUCUCAAAUUGCUCCAGACGAACCACUUAAAUUGGGCCGACACACGAUUUCCACCAAAUUUAAUACUAUUUUUGGUUGCUAGUCAAGAUUCUACUUCAUGGCGACGUGGCAAGUUUUGGAUUGAAGCAAUUACUACAAUUGAAAAAGCGCAUUUGUUACCUGCAAACUGUCAAUUCAUCGGCAUCUAUACGAUGCACAAAGUAUUGGGAAAUGAAAUAAGUAUUGAAAAUAGUAAUGGAAUAGUACUAUCCGUCUCGGUCGCACAUUUUCCAGACACGACAUUAGAAUCAGCCGAAUAUGAUAGAAAAGUGGUGAAAUGGUCUCAACAAGGACUAAAACUCAAUGACCCAUUUUCAGAUUUAAAAGAUGAUACAAUCCCGUGUUUCUUACUAUUUGGAGUUAAUACCCAAAGUGCAGAUCAACUUGUACAAAUUGUUGAAAAUUGGUACCCUGGAGCUGCAAUUAUUGGAACAGUCUCCAAUGUCACGGAUCGAUGUCUUCCUCUUGUCUCCUACUGUAAAAGCAAAUGUCAUGAUUCUCAACAUAUUCAACUUCAAAAGCAACGUCAACUUCAUUUUCCUUGUACAAUGCUUGUUCGUGUUCAUGGUAACGUGAGUUUUCGAUCAUUUUCUGCAAAUGGGUACGAUCCAAUCACACCAAUCAUUCAAUGUAAUCGUGUUCAUCUUGUAGACGAAUUCAAGCAUAUUAUGAUGUAUGACAUCGUUUCAAUGGAAGAAUUACACUCUCGUUUACUCGAUUUAUUAAACCCAUCCGAUCGACUGAAAAUUCAACAAGACAGUGCACUCAAUCUUGUUUCAUGUUCCAAUAAAGUACCACUUGAACAUCUCAUGAACUCUAGCAAUCGAGAUUUUACUUCUUCAGAACGUUUCACUUGCUUGGAUGUUACCAUUUCAGUAGAUGAAACCAUUCAAUCCCAAUCCAUUUGUUGGUCUGAAGGAGAUUAUGGAAUUUUAACUUUACAUGAUUCAACCAAGACAUGGUCAGCACUUAAUCAAGCAUUUCAACACCUUCAGUCCAAUUUAUUUGAAGCUAAUGAACAAGCAUUUGGUGCUUUCAUCACUGGAGGAUCUAUCACGAAAGUUGAUGAGAUCGACUUUGUGAAUAAUGUUCGUCAAGUUUGGACUCACGUGUUUCAAGACCUUCCAGUUGGUGGAUAUAUUGCUAGUACCUCUGUCGGUCCUCUAGCACUUUUUCGAGGUCUUUCAUCACCUUGUCACAAUACAAUACAGAUUAACACAAUCUGCGGAGCCAUCUUUUACGUCAAAAAACGUCACAUUUGCAAUCGAAAUCAAUAA